AUGAUGGGAAACGGCCCCUAUGUUUCGCAUUUGAUUUCAGAUCGGAAUCAUCUGCUGAUCUCGGGACAAGCAGAUUACUGUGAUACUGAGCAUCUCUAUACAAUAGUGUUCGAAGAGAUCUGUGGGCGUUUUGGAAAGACCUACACCUGGGAUGUGAAAUCCUUGGUUAUGGGUAAAAAAGCCCUAGAAGGGGCACAGAUUAUUCGAGAUGUUCUAGAUCUUCCCAUAACCAAAGAAGAGUUAUUACAUGAAAGUAAAAUGAAGCAGGAGAAGAUAUUCCCUACUGCUGAAUUGAUGCCAGGGGUUGAUAAGCUGAUCCGUCAUUUACACAAACACAACAUACCCAUAGCUGUUGCCACCAGCUCAGCUGAAGUGACAUUUCAGAUGAAAACAGCCAGACACAAAGACUUCUUUGGUCUUUUUCAUCAUAUUGUAUUGGGAGAUGACCCCAAGGUGAAGUGUGGCAAGCCACAGCCUGAUGCAUUUCUGGUUUGUGCAAACAGAUUUCACCCUCCUGCACCUCCAGAGAAGUGUCUUGUGUUUGAAGAUUCACCACUUGGAGUCAAAGGAGCCCUGGCAGCAGGAAUGCAAGUGGUUAUGAUUCCGGAUGAAAAAUUAAAUCCAGAUCUUAAAAAGGAAGCAACACUACUGCUGAACUCCGUGGAGGAUUUCAAACCAGAACUGUUUGGUUUACCAGCAUAUGAUUAAUGCCUAGUGUCUAUCAACAUGCACUUGACUGGAGAUCGGGAAAGUGGAAUGAAAUUUUUUUAUGGUUUUAUGACUGGUUUGCAUCUUUUCCUCUCUUCCUCAAAACUAGAGCACAAAAAUCCUGUUAACACCAAGUCUUCCACACAGUACCUUUCAAAGUUGACUGGAAUGUUUAUGAUUUGUCCUCGUGAUAAAUGCUAAAUUAAAGCAGCAUUUCGUCUUGUGAAGUGAAUCCAGCCUUGUUCUCUGCACAUCAUAAUGUUUUCUGGGAAUAUUAUGAAACUAUUUAGACAAUUUAUUGUAACUGCAUUGGAAGCUUCUUGUUCUGUUUCCACUUGAAUGACUUACUGUUUAGAUCUUAACCAGAAAUCUGUUCUGGAUUGGCUUUUAUCCCAUUACAUUGUUUUCGAUACAGUUAUCGCUAUCAACAUGUUUAUCCAUUUCCUCAUCCUGUACUUUCCCAUCUAUUCUAUUCCCCUUUGUAUCGUGUUGUCUUUUUUUUUUUUUUGCAGUUAUUUGCAGGGUUUUUAUUGUACUUUCUGUGUUUUCUUAUUUUGUUUUCUUCUUGGAGGUUGAAUGAGACGGCUUCCAGAGGUCCCUUACAAUCUCUGUUAUUCUAUAAUUCUGUCAUUAUCUUUUUUGGCAUAGUGAUCGCCUGCUAGGAGCUGUACAAGGUUAUAUGAUCCUACAGUUUAACCAAAAUGCUUUGCAUCUUCCUUCUUUCAUUUCCUUAUAUUCUCUUUUUCCAUGUUGCCAUGUAGUCUUCCCUUUCAUUCUUGUGAAGUGAAUCCAUCCUGUCUCCCUGCUUCAAUUCUGAUAAAGUUAAUGGC
Molecule: messenger RNA, 1538 nt
Organism: Aptenodytes forsteri (emperor penguin)
Lineage: Eukaryota; Metazoa; Chordata; Aves; Sphenisciformes; Spheniscidae
Gene: PUDP
Product: pseudouridine 5'-phosphatase
Exons: 4
Coding region: 1-708 (235 amino acids)
Molecular function (GO): phosphatase activity
Source: RefSeq, a predicted model, not a curated record